AUGGCGAUACGGACUACACGCACCGGACAAAAUGCCUUGCUUUCGCACCUGAGAGCCCUACUCACCCUCCAGAGGUUUAAUCACAACUUGGCCGAAGCUGGAUCUCAAGCUCAACCCAAUGCUAAUGUGGGUUCUGAUUCAGUGAGUCAGCAAGGUCGAAUUGAGUUUUCAAAAUGGAGAAAGAUGGAUUCAAGGACCUUGGGGAUAACCCGGUCAAUGAUUUCUUGGCCUUCCUGGAUUGUCAUGAAGGUUCUUCAAAGCAAAGGUUUUGAAGUCUACUUAGUUGGUGGAUGUGUUAGAGAUUUACUCCUAAAUAGAAUACCGAAAGAUUUUGAUCUGAUCACCACAGCUGCACUUAAGCAGAUCCGGAAGCAGUUUCAUCAUUCUGAAAUUGUUGGACGAAGAUUUCCUAUUUGUAGGGUGCAUGUAAAGGGCUCUGUCAUUGAGGUAUCUAGCUUCGAAACUGUGGCACAACAUGCUGAAAAAGAAAAGUUUCUUUUCUCUCAAAUGCCAAAGGGCUGUGAUAAAAAGGACUUUACUCGCUGGAGAAACUGCAUGCAUCGAGACUUCACAAUUAACAGCUUAUUCUUCGAUCCUUUUGUCAAUAAAAUCUAUGAUUAUGCCAAUGGGAUGAUGGAUAUAAGGUCCUUAAAGCUACGGACAUUGAUACCUGCUGAGUUGUCAUUUAAAGAGGACUGUGCAAGAAUCCUGCGGUGCUUGAGACUUGCAGCUCGUCUUAGCCUAUCUUUCUCAAAGGAGACUGAGGCUGCUAUACGUAAACUUUCUCCAUCCAUUAAUAACUUGAAUAAGUCCAGGAUGAUAAUGGAGUUGAACUAUAUGCUGUCCUAUGGGGCUGCUGAAUCUUCUCUUUGUUUACUUUGGAGAUUCAAUAUGCUUGAUAUUCUGCUACCAGUUCAUGCAGCAUACCUUGAUCAGCAGACAAGAAAACAAUCUGGUCAGAGUUCCAUAAUGUUAAUGAAAUUGUUUUUCCAACUGGAUAAGUUGGUUACUUGUGAUAGACCUUCCGACUGUAUUUUGUGCUCUAUACUUUCCAUCCUUGAUCAGCCAAAGUAUAUUGCUUUGCUGGAAGCUUUAUGGAUACGAGCAUAUUACUUCCGAUCAUCCUAUAUAAAAUGGGUUGGACUUUUGGCGUUUCAUCUGGGAUUAUUAAAUAAGCCCCAACAUGCCCUUGUAGUUUUGACUUUUGCUUCUGUUCUUUAUCAUGGAAAUUGGAAGGAAGGUGUCAAAUUUGCAAGACAAAAUGCUCAAACGCCACUCAGUUUUGUACCAGAAAUUUCAGAGGCCUGUGAAUUUAUAUCAGAUGAUGAACUUGCCGAAAGAGUUAUUCAAUUAGCAUCGCUAGUGCAAGAUUCUAUAGAUAUUUUAACUGAUGAAGACAGUCUCCUUGAAACAAUGGCCAGAUUCCCAGGUUUACCGUGCUCUGGUGUGGUGAGUAUAUCUAGUUUGGUUUCUAGUCUUUGUAUUCAAUGA
Ilex paraguariensis (yerba mate) is the source of this 1491-nucleotide messenger RNA. The record is from the annotation of a GenBank genome assembly. NCBI's taxonomy places the organism in Eukaryota, Viridiplantae, Streptophyta, Magnoliopsida, Aquifoliales, Aquifoliaceae.